AUGCAUACAAAAUUCGGGAGAUGCCAAGACACCAGCAGCAGCAGCAGCAGCAGCAGCAGCAGCCGUGGCAGCAGCAGCAGCAGCAGCUGUAAGGUGAGCGCCCGAAACGGUGGUGCGCAAGUUCUUUGGCUUUCCGCGUCGGCCUCAGCAGCAGCAGCAGCAGCAAGGCCAGCAGCAGUGUCUGCAGCAGAAACCGCUGCAGCAGCAGCAGCAGCAGCUGGCGCUUGGCAGCAGCAGCACGAGCUCAGAGCCAAGCAGCAGCUCCAGCAGCAGAACAAACAGCCCCGCAGCGGCAUUUUGCCUCUUGCAGGGGGCCAGGGACAUUUAAUCCGCUCUGCUGCUGCUGCUGCUGCUGCUGCUGCUGCUGCUGGAGCGAUGGAGAUUCGCUGCAAGCAGCUAGCUUUGCUGACAGCAGCAGCAGCAGUUUGCUGCUGCUGCAGCGUGCUGCUUCUGGACGCCGGUUCGCUUUCUGUGUUGGGGUCGCUCGCGGGUUCAGCAGCAACAGCAGCAACAACCACUGUUUACGGCCAUGCAGCAGCAGCAGCUGCUGCUGCUGCUGCUGCUGUGCAGCAGCAGAUCGUCGGGGCUUUUGCUGCUCCCCCGCAGCAGCUAGUCGACCUCUUCUCUUACCUGCCUGAAGCGCUGCAGCUGAGGCGUCUGCUGCUGCCUGACGAGCACUUCCCCGAGUGUCUGCACACCCCAGACAUGAGUUUGCUGCUGGAAGACGCGCGGCUGCUGCACCCGCUGCUGCAGCAGCUAAAGCGGCGGACAUUUUUUAGAAUAUUUAAAUUAAAUAUUCAGCAGAAGACUUGUCGGCGGGACUUGCUGCUGCUGACGGACCGCCAGCUGCAGCAGCAGCAGCAGCAGCAGCAGCUGCUGCUGCAGCAGCAGACGCAGCAGCAGCAGACGCAGCUGACGCCCCACAGCGUCUACCCGCACAGCCCCGACGCCAGCAGCAGCAGCAGCAGCAGCAGCAGCGCAGCAGCAGCAGACGCGGCCAGCAGCAGGCUGUGGCUGGGGGCGGGACCCGCCUCCCCGCCAGCAGCAGCAGCAGCAGCAGCAGCAGCAAUGUUUGCUGCUGCAGCAGAUGAAGGCAAAUGCGUCGCCCCAGAAAAGUGCGGCCUUUGCAUGUGCACUGAUGACCAAGUUCCUCUUUCUUGGAGAAAUAAACCCCAGGAAGACUUCGUGGACAGGAGACACGCAGCUUCGUUCUACCGGUGGAAGGAGUCCUCCCUGACGCCAGACGCGCCCUUCAGCGGCAACAGCAGCAGCAGCAGCAGCAGCAGCAGCAGCAGCAGCAAAAGCAAAGAUGCAGCAGCAGCACCAGAGCCUCUGGUGUACGUAGACCUCAUGCGGAAUCCCCCAGGCUACACAGAGUACCAAGGGGGUCCGAUUUGGGGGGCGCUGCAGCAGCAGCUGUACCGUUUGCAGCAGCAGGAGCUGCAGCAGCAGCAGCAGCAGCAGCAGCAGCAGCAGCAGCAGCAGCAGCAGCAGCAGCAGCAGCAGCAGGAAGACGUGAAGACCUGCGGGAACGCAGCAAAGCUGUCCAUGGUGCUUUCGGGGAUGCAGUCGAACAUAUCCGUGCUGGCUGGGGAGUACUUCUACAGCAAAAUGUCGCAGCACUACCAGCAGCAGCAGCAGCAGCAGCAGCAGCAGCAGCAGCAGCAGCAGCAGGACUUCGAGCUGCCGCCGCCGCCCACCCCCGCGCCCUCCGUCUCUUUCUACCUUUCCCGCUUUUCCCUCCAUCCCGAAAGAAUUAAAAAUUUGUAUUUCACUUUUGCUUUGAUCUUGAAGGGAGUUUGUUCCUUGACCGAUGUGCUGCAGGAGUGCAGCUGCGAGACCGGUCUGCUGCUGCUGCUGCUGCUGCUGCUGCUGCUGCUGCUGCUGCUGCUGUUUUUGCUGCUGUUGUUGGGCGGUGCUGCUGCUUUUCGCUGCGGCCGUGCUUUUGCUGCUGCUGCUCGCGGACUAGUUUGA
Eimeria necatrix is the source of this 1974-nucleotide messenger RNA. Its product is annotated as endoplasmic reticulum oxidoreductin, putative. The record is from RefSeq and is a predicted model, not a curated record. Gene Ontology annotation, biological process: protein folding in endoplasmic reticulum. The coding region runs from base 1 to 1974 and encodes 657 amino acids. NCBI's taxonomy places the organism in Eukaryota, Apicomplexa, Conoidasida, Eucoccidiorida, Eimeriidae. The transcript is spliced from 4 exons. Gene Ontology annotation, molecular function: protein-disulfide reductase activity; FAD binding; thiol oxidase activity. Gene Ontology annotation, cellular component: endoplasmic reticulum membrane; endoplasmic reticulum.